CAUAGAGAGACAGAGCGCUCCCAGAGAACCAGGACUCCGCCAUCUUCACAUUGCAAUAUAUAAUAGUAAUAGCCAGCACCAACCCAGCUGCACUGGGGGCUUCCUUCCUUCCAGUCCCAGUGCCAGGCGAGGGGGAGCAGUGCAAAGUGGUGCAGAGGCAUUGGCAAUCCAAAAGCACUAGGGCAAAGCAGUGCCACUUGAACUGGGAAAGAGGAGACACAGUUUUGGCUACCCCUUUAAAAACCCCAGCAAGUGUCAAUUUCUGAAAAAAAUAUUUUUGGGGGCAUUUUUGUGUGUGUGGGCAAUCCCCAUUCUGUACUUCAAAAAAAAAAUCUUGAUUUUUUUUACCCUCCUGGUGGAAGAAGUGCACUUGCCAAUUUGCCAAGCACUCUGGAGAGAGAGAAAAAAAGUGUCACUGUUGGUGCAAAUCCUCCUAAGUUCGAGAAGAGAUUUGGAAGUCCAAGUGACAGAAGCAGUGGAGAAAAGACAGUAAGAGAGAGAGAGAAAAAAAGAAAGAGCUUUUCCUGAUGAUGAUGUUUUUUUAAUUCAGGGGGAUAUCCCACCUAGUGCACCAGAACAACAAAAAAGAGGGUUUUUCUCGUCUCCAUUUUAUUUUAUUUUUUAAAAAGAAGAAAUCAAUAAAGAAGAAGACGAAAGAGUGAACGAAAAAAAAAGAGGAGGAAGAUCCGCCCCCCCACAUCCCCCCCAACCCAGUACAGCUCUCCGGGCGAUGCCAGUGUAAAUGCCAGGGCAAUGUCCCGUCGCAAGCAGGGAAACCCGCAGCACUUGUCACAAAGAGAGAUUAUCACACCAGAGGCUGACCAUGUGGAAACGGUGCUUGCCGACGAAGAUGAGAGCCUGGCAAUAGCGGAGCCGGGUGGCAUCAGCAUCGCCCCAGGUGGGACAGACCCCGAUUUGUUAACCUGUGGACAGUGUCAGAUGAACUUCCCCCUGGGAGACAUCUUGGUUUUUAUAGAGCACAAGAAGAAACAGUGCAAUGGCACUGGUGGUGUCUGCUACGAAAAGAGCCUGGAUAAGAGCAGCCCUCCCCCCUUGUCCCGCUCCGAGCUCAGGAAAGUGUCAGAGCCAGUGGAAAUCGGGAUCCAAGUCACACCCGAUGAAGAAGACCGUCUUCUCACGCCUACAAAAGGAAUUUGCCCCAAGCAGGAGAACAUUGCAGGGCCGUCCAGGCCUGCAAAGCUGCUGGGGGCUCCCAUAGCUGCCUCCUCCCACUCUCACACAUCAGUGAUCACGUCACCUCUCCGCGCACUGGCCUCUUUCCCGCCCUGCCUUAGCCUGCCCUGCUGUGGUGCCCGUGCAGUCUCAGUUGGCGGGACUCAGACUGAGACUCAGACUGAGACUUCAGGCACAUUUGGAUGUCAUUGUCAGUUGUCAGGUAAAGAUGAGCCUUCAAGCUAUAUUUGCACAACAUGCAAGCAGCCUUUUAAUAGCGCUUGGUUCUUGCUUCAGCAUGCCCAGAACACACAUGGAUUCCGCAUCUACCUGGAAACCAGCCCUUCAAACAGUUCCCUUACUCCACGCAUCACCAUCCCUCCUCCUCUGGGACCAGAGACUGUUGCACAGUCCCCGCUGAUGAAUUUCCUUGGAGACAACAACCCUUUUAGUCUUUUGCGGAUGACGGGCCCCAUCCUACGUGAUCACCCCGGAUUUGGUGAGGGUCGGCUCCCCAACACACCUCCACUGUUCAGCCCACCGCCUCGUCAUCAUCUGGAUCCACAUCGCCUUAGUGCCGAAGAAAUGGGGUUAGUUGCCCAGCAUCCCAGUGCCUUUGACAGAGUUAUGCGUUUAAACCCCAUGGCAAUUGAGUCCCCAGCGAUGGAUUUCUCCAGAAGGCUUCGAGAACUGGCAGGAAACAAUUCUACCCCUCCUCCAGUCUCACCGAAUCGCACCAACCCUAUGCAUCGCUUGUUGAAUCCUUUCCAGCCUAGCCCUAAAUCACCCUUUUUGAGCACUCCGCCAUUGCCACCAAUGCCCCCAAGCAGCACUACGCCGCCGCAGCCUCAGGCGAAGAGUAAGUCCUGUGAAUUCUGUGGGAAAACAUUCAAGUUCCAGAGUAAUCUUAUCGUGCACCGACGCAGUCAUACAGGAGAAAAGCCCUACAAAUGUCAACUCUGUGAUCAUGCUUGCUCUCAGGCCAGCAAGCUAAAACGUCAUAUGAAAACACAUAUGCACAAAGCUGGUUCCAUGACAGGCAGGUCAGACGAUGGACUCUCCACCACAAGUUCUCCUGAGCCAGGCACAAGUGAGCUCACUGGAGAGGGACUAAAAUCCAGUGAGACAGAUUUCAGGAAUGAGAGUGAUCCCUCCCUGGGCCAUGACAAUGAAGAAGAGGAAGAAGAAGAGGAGGAGGAAGAGGAGCUUGAAAAUGAGAGCAGGCCAGAGUCAAGCUUCAGCAUGGACUCAGAGCUAAGUCGUAACCGAGAGAACGGUUCCAAAUCGCUACCAGAUGAAAAAUCCCUUGUCCUUGGAAAAGUUAUAGAGAAUGUAAGUCUCGGUGCCAUCCAGCAAUACAAUGACAUGCUAGCUGAAAAACAGAAGAGGAGUAGCUUCAUGAAAAGGUCUUCUGAUCAGCGAGACCUGUGUCCUCAAGACCUCUGUCAGAGAGACACAGGCGAUGAAGACUCAGUGGCAGGAGAGCUUGACCGCACUGAGGAAGGGACGGUCAAUGGAAGAAACUUUGGCCCAGGUGAGCCCUUCCCAGGCUUGUUCCCUCGCAAGCCAACACCUAUCACGAGCCCCAGUUUAAACAACUCUUCUAAAAGAAUAAAAAUAGAGAAAGAUUUGGACUUACCACCAGCAACAAUAAUACCUUCUGAAAAUGUUUACUCCCAGUGGCUGGUAGGGUAUGCAGCAUCAAGGCACUUCAUGAAGGAUCCGUUUCUAGGAUUCACAGACUCCCGACAAUCCCCCUUUGCAACCUCUUCUGAGCAUUCUUCAGAGAACGGAAGCCUGCGUUUCUCCACUCCACCAGGUGACAUGCUAGAUGGGGGUCUCUCAGGGCGCAGUGGGACAGCGAGUGGAGGCAGCACUCCCCACAUCAGUGGACCUGGUCCCGGUCGACCCAGUUCAAAGGAAGGGCGGAGGAGCGAUACAUGCGAGUACUGUGGCAAGGUCUUUAAGAACUGCAGCAACUUAACGGUGCACCGCCGAAGCCACACUGGAGAGCGGCCUUACAAAUGCGAGCUCUGCAACUAUGCAUGUGCCCAGAGCAGUAAGCUGACACGUCAUAUGAAAACGCAUGGCCAGAUAGGAAAGGAGGUCUACCGCUGCGACAUUUGCCAGAUGCCCUUCAGUGUUUACAGCACCCUGGAGAAACACAUGAAAAAGUGGCAUGGAGAACAUUUGCUGACAAAUGACGUCAAAAUUGAGCAGGCAGAAAGAAGCUAAGACCCCCACUGGGUUAAAUCAGGGGUCUAGGUAACAUUUAAUUUGUACAGUUUAACUAUUGCCAACUGAGAAAAGCUGACCUAACUUGCCUCCGUAAACAUAACUUAGCAUAACUAUAGUAGGUGCCAGACCUUGGCACUUAAAUAUAACCUGUGUCUACAAAGUUCUAUUAAACCUGAGGGUUGAUUAAGGCAGUAAAAUUGUGGAGCCUUUUAACUGUGCAAUAAUUUCUGUAUUUAUUGGGUUUUUGUAAUUUUUUGGCAUGUGCAGGUACUUUUUUUUUAUUCUUUCUGUUUAAAUUUCUUUUAAAAUUUUGUUGGGUAUCCCUUUUUAAUUUUACCCAGUAGUAGCCUGAGAUUACUUGCAUUGUAGGGGGAGAGGCAUAUCUUUUUAAAUUAUAAUUUUGGGGCCGCUGCUUUGUUGAAAUUUAAGCUAAGCAUGUGUAAUUUCUUGUGAAGAAGCCAACAUUUUAACUGAAUUCUUCUUCUUCUUCUUCUUCUUCUUCUUCCUUUUUUAUAAAAUAACCUUGGAGAUUAGGGAAAAUAAAAUUGUACAGCGGAUAACAAUCUUUAAAAUUAGCACUUUCUUUUGGAAUUGGAUCUGGUAUGUAGCACUGACAAUGUCGCUAAAGAUAGAGGCCUUUUCUAUGUAGACUUCAACAUUAAAGUUAUGUCAACUAAAAAGACAUGGGUGCAGGUAUUUUCUGAAGGCAGCUACAUUGAACAAAGCAAUAGCAUUCUUAAUUGUGGAUUAUUAUCAGAUAGUUUCUUAGCGUUAUUAAUGAUAUGUACUGAGAUGCCGCCAUUUUGUCACAUGUUCCAGGUUCAGUAAUUAAAAUAACUGAAAGAAUCCUCACAGUUGUAAUAAAAGCUCUUUUAAGGUAUUGUAGCAUCCUUCUCCACCCUUGGAUGAAUGAAAUGCCAUUCUUUUAGUUUAACACACACACACGCAUGGACACACACAAAUCUAAACAAGUUUGGGAUAUAUGUACAAACCACCAACUUAGCUCAGUAGUAUACUGCAACUGGAAUCACUAUAAUUAAGGCAAUUGUAACUAAGGCUGAUUGGUAGGUUUCUCAGUCCGAUAGAACAGAAUUUAUAAGGUAUUUGGAUGGCGAGUAGAAAAUAUCAGGAUUAUCUCAUAUAAUGCACAACGAUGUUAUUGUGAGGAAGGGGAAAAAGUAAUCAUUAUACGUACGAUGGGCUGAUUCUGCUCCCACUGAAGUCAAUGAG
This is a messenger RNA of Chelonoidis abingdonii (Abingdon island giant tortoise), 4641 nucleotides long. It is a transcript of the gene BCL11B, whose product is annotated as BCL11 transcription factor B. NCBI's taxonomy places the organism in Eukaryota, Metazoa, Chordata, Testudines, Testudinidae. The record is from RefSeq and is a predicted model, not a curated record. Gene Ontology annotation, cellular component: nucleus. Gene Ontology annotation, biological process: positive regulation of transcription by RNA polymerase II. Gene Ontology annotation, molecular function: RNA polymerase II cis-regulatory region sequence-specific DNA binding; DNA-binding transcription factor activity.